Molecule: messenger RNA, 2604 nt
Organism: Aspergillus neoniger CBS 115656
Lineage: Eukaryota; Fungi; Ascomycota; Eurotiomycetes; Eurotiales; Aspergillaceae
Exons: 4
Coding region: 1-2604 (867 amino acids)
Source: RefSeq, a predicted model, not a curated record
AUGAGUAACUGCCCUUCGAGAUCGAAUAAGGACUCUACUGCUAUUGCACCCGUUGCUGCAGUUGGGAACGAUGUUGGCCUUGGCCUUGAACUUUCCCCACCUAUCGUCGAGAUAGCUUUCCCAGACCUGAAAUAUACUAUCACUGCGCUGGUCAAAUUCUUGCUAUCGGGAAACUCUACGAAUAUCAAGGUUGACUGCUUACCAUAUAAAACAGUGGUCAAGCAUGUAGGAGGCCCCGAGAUAUUCGUUGGGAUGGUAUACGACACUAUCGACCCACUAGCCAAGUCUCUCCAGGGCAAGAUCAUCGAUAUUGAGAAACUUGACGAUAUCCGCCAAAAGCAAGCCACAGGCCUAGAUAUUUGGCAUUGCUCCAAUGGGGGUUACCUGGACUAUAUAAGAGACACCCGCAGCCCUUUGUACUGGCGUGCAUAUGUUGGCCAAUCAGAAAACCUCCAUCGGCGGAUUUCCCAGCAUACGAAUGCUAUUCGCAAGGGUUCUGCAAACAACCUACAUUAUUAUAUCAUAAAAGAAGGGGCAGGUUAUCGUUACGCCAACUUCAUUCGACUGUGGACAAUUCCGUUCCCUGGAAGCACCGAUCGCGUAACUAGAAGUGUUUUUAAUAAUGUUCUUGAGAAAGUCAUGUGUCUCGCUUUUCAGUCUCUGCCUGCUCGGACGCUGGAGCAGGUUUUUGGCCCGCCUGAGAAUGGAAAGUACUCCGGCAUUGGAUUAAAUGUUGUUUCGCCUCUUUUUCAAGGCAGGGAGCUGGGAUAUACUGUUCGUGAUCAGGCCGUGUGCUUACUGGAAGAGUCUCCCGAUCCGGAAAUCAAGAAAUGGCCAAGCUUCCGAAGGAGUUUAAAGGCUCAGCGGGACCAAGAUAGCCAGCAGUCCCAUAAGAGCGUUAAACCGUCGUUCUGGAACAGCAUGACCCCAUUCGAUCAUCUUGCAGCAUUAUGGGACGCCAUAGAAACAAAUACUGAGCUGGAAAACCCCCACUUGCCGCAACCUGAGGGUAGUAUAUGGAGAAUACAGGAAGAGGAGCCCAUAGAUCCCAGCUCUUGGUUCGAAUCGGUAUCGGCUAGCAUAUUGCAGCAGGGCAAUUUGACACAGGCUGACCUUGAAAGUCCUUUUGGCAGCACUCGAGCCCCGAUCGGUAUCAUCCUAGAUCAUGCACCGUCGUGUGCAUAUGGGGAUGGCCGGCCUAAUCUUCCAUGGGGGUUGCAUGAGAGCGGCUUCACCGAAACAAACUCGUUGAUCUGGUCCUUCAAUCUCCAGAAAUUUACAUACAUCUCCGGUACAUUUCAGGCAGCUCCACUUCAUAUUGCUGAUGAACAUAUGCUCUCUGCACACACCUGGCGGCUCAUCUGUGGAAGCCAGAUGCGGGUAAUCUUGCUAUGUGGCCAUGAUUCGGAGAGAAUAGCAAUGCCGGCCAAUAUACGCCUCAGGAGUUUUAUUCUGAAACUACAUGAUUUUGAGUAUCAAGUAUGGCUUGAUAUCGAAGAGUCUAGGGUUAACCGAACUUUUAUUCGCUCGCCUGCUCCUCUCGGCGGCCUUUGGGCUACCAAAGCCAGAGAGGCAUGUCAGUUAGGGACAUUAUUUCGAUUUGUUUCCCAUAUAACCGGCACGAAGCUUAGACAGGGCUUCUAUGAGUCAGCUGUUUCGCUUGCUCUGAUAAUUCGGAACUGGGACGAUGAAAACAAUAAAAAAAUGGAGAAAAUAGCCCCGGCAAAUCUCGAGCCCCUCCUGCAAGCUUGGUUGGCAAAGAAUGGUUUCGAGACUGAGGAGCAGAUUCGUCGACUUGAACAGUCAGCUGGGGGCUCUUUGCGCUACGGUCUUCUCGUCCUUAGCCUUGUUGUUCCCAGACAAGUAAGGUCAACUGGUGUACGCCCCAUCCCUGAUUCAAAAGCCAAGCGACGUGGCACUAUAGACAGAAACAUCCUAAGCGCAGUCAAAUCACUUUAUCUAGAACUUCAUCCCGGGAGCUCAACACCUGAAGAGUACAAAGUGACUGGUGAGUACAAUGCGGCUGAUGAGCAUGCCAUCCAUGAAGCAGCUAUGUGUGGAAUUAUGCUGGAUGAUGAAGAUUCAGACCGAGAAUAUACUGAAAUUCCGGAACCAAAGCUAGCUGCAAACACGCGAAUUGGCAAUUUCAAGAACCGGUUGUGUCUGGCCUUGGGCUGCUGGUAUCAAGGCCGUGAGCGAGCUCCAGGCCAUUAUAGUAACCACAAGGGAGGAUUCUGGGUCAAGGCUGAACUUUCCCCACCUGGUGUUAGAAACCCCAAUGUCUGGGCGCAAGAUAUCAGGGAUGGGGACCCCGGAGCUCGACUGGCAUUCCGUAUUUCAAUAAAGGAAUCUGAUGGUCAAGAGACCUUUGUCCGAUAUGCAAGCCAUAAAAGCUGGCAGUCGUGCUGCAAAGCAAAUACACUUGUGGAUGAGCUUAAUGGUGACCAGCUUCUUGAGAUAUAUACUCGUCCUCGGCGCUUCAUCGACAUUGAUCACCGAAAUACCAGGAUACUUGCAGCUUACCCGGCAUUGAAGAGUUUUAUUGGGGGUGCAUUUACAGAUGACAAUGGAGUGGUAAUGUCCCGUAAGCGAGAGGAUAUCUAA